This is a messenger RNA of Ostertagia ostertagi, 1236 nucleotides long. The record is from the annotation of a GenBank genome assembly. NCBI's taxonomy places the organism in Eukaryota, Metazoa, Nematoda, Chromadorea, Rhabditida, Trichostrongylidae.
AUGAUGGCAACGCCCAGGGUACCCCAAAUGAUGUGGUUAUUGCUGUACUGGUUUACUGUGUUUCUAUUUUUCCUGACAGCAUUUUUUCUGCUCUAUAUUCCACUGCCUAAUGAUAUCGCCGACAGAUAUAAACUACAAAUGUUAGAAAUUUUACUACGUGUUACGUACGAGUAUCCGGGUGAUCUUGUCGACUACAUAUUUGGUUCACGUGUGCGAAAUAUGUGUAUACGAUUCAUAAUCUCAAUUGGAUUCAUAAUUCCAUGGCCGGCUCCACCUUAUGUGAAGAUUAAAAACGACUCAAUCGGUGGUACAAAAGUCAGGGUAUAUACUCCGGAAAAGCGGCGGAGCCGAGCCGCUCUUGUUUUCAUUCAUGGCGGAGGAUGGUCAACGAUGAGAGCCGACUACUAUGACGAUCUUAUGAAUGUUUUCAUUCGUCGGCUAGGAGUGACCAUAUUCUCGAUCGAUUAUCGAUUAGCGCCAGAGUACCCGUUCCCUUAUCCUGUUGACGAUUGUGAGGCCGUCGUGAGCGAUUUGUACCAUAACAGCUGGAAGAGGUUCGAUAUCGAUCGGGACAAAAUCUGCGUUGCAGGAGAUAGCGCUGGUGGAAAUCUUGCAGCUGUUGUCACGCAAAGAUUAGCACGGAGAAACGAGAACUUCAUAAAGUGUCAGGUCUUGAUCUAUCCAGUGAUCCACGUUUUCGCGUUUCAACUGCCUUCCUAUUUGGCCUACUAUGAGAAAUAUAACGGCACCUCGCUUUUGAAUCCUCGUGCUAUGGCCAGAUGGAUUCUGCUGUAUCUGGGAUUGCCUGCUCAUAAGAGGAACGUCGAACUGCUCACCUCCAAUCAACACAUCUCAGAGAAAAUUGCUUCCUCGCCUGAGAUUCGGACACUGGUUGGACAUAGUGUCACGCCUAAGACGACUUCGACCUACUCAGAGGAGCCCAAUCAAGAAGAUGAAAUCCUUCUACGAACGUUCUCCGUGAAGGGAACUGAUCCUGACGUUUCUCCUCUGUUGGGAGUCAGGAAUGAUCUACCGCCAGCCCUCGUGCUCACUGCUGAAUAUGAUAUUUUGAGAGACGAAGGGAUACAAUAUGCAAAUAAGCUAGAAGAAGCGGGAGUUUCCUGUGAAUGGAAACACUACAAGUCAGCAUACCACGGUGUCUGCAACAUGCCAUAUAGUCCGGUUCGACGAGAUAUGACUAGAGAUAUUUGUAAAUUUUUGAAAAAUUAUAUCUAG